Molecule: messenger RNA, 2357 nt
Organism: Cucumis sativus (cucumber)
Lineage: Eukaryota; Viridiplantae; Streptophyta; Magnoliopsida; Cucurbitales; Cucurbitaceae
Product: protein HIGH CHLOROPHYLL FLUORESCENCE PHENOTYPE 173, chloroplastic
Exons: 15
Coding region: 496-1932 (478 amino acids)
Biological process (GO): NADH dehydrogenase complex assembly
Cellular component (GO): chloroplast stroma
Source: RefSeq, a predicted model, not a curated record
GCGCUUUUUUGUGGUCUCUAUUUGUUUCUAAUUCUCAGUUAUCAAAUAUCAACAACAGACCUUGAACUCUCUUCUUUCAUUUUUGCUUCAAUCAAUAAUGGAAAUCUCUUCCCUUGCCCUCCAACUUUCAUCUCUACCGUCCUCCUCCUCCCUUCUUCUUAAGGUAAUCAAUCACUCUUCAACAACUCCGAUUUCAUCUUUAAUCUUAUAAACCCAUCUCCUGUUUUCUUCAAUUCAACUUCAUUUUGCCGUUGCAGACUCCUUCGUCAUCACCCACUACCACUACUAGAAGGAGUUUCUUCCUAUCAUCUCAACUUCCUAACCCAUUUCUCCAAAUUCUCGCCGGAAACCACUCUUUUCUCCACUUGAGCAUCCCACAAUCCUGCUCCCUCAGACUCCCAACAAAACCCGUUUCUGCAGAAGCUUGGGAUUUUGUUUUUUGAGUCUCUGAUUGCUCAACUGUCGGGUCCAUCGCCGAGCAAACCUGUUGAAGAAAUGGAAACUUCUGGCUUCAUUCUAGUUGCUGGAGCAACGGGUGGGGUUGGGAGAAGGGUGGUUGAUAUCCUGAGGAAAAAAGGCUUGCCAGUUCGAGCUUUAGUCAGAAAUGAAGAGAAAGCGAGGAAGAUGUUAGGCCCAGACAUUGGAUUGAUUGUUGGGGAUGUUACGAAGGGGAGCACUUUGGCACCUGAGAACUUUAAGGGAGUGAGGAAGGUAAUUAAUGCUAUCUCCGUCAUUGUUGGACCAAAGGAAGGAGACACUCCAGAAAGAGCAAAGUAUAGCCAAGGAAUCAAGUUCUUUGAACCUGAGAUCAAAGGCGAUUCCCCAGAAUUGGUGGAAUUUAUUGGAAUGCAGAAUUUGAUCAAUGCUGUGAAGAGUGGUGUUGGACUCCGAAAUGGGAAGCUACUCUUUGGAUUUGAAGGAAACAGUAUCAAAGAAAUUCCUUGGGGUGCCUUAGACGAUGUGGUAAUGGGUGGAGUAAGUGAAAGUUCAUUUCAAAUCGACAUGAACGGUGGUGAAGCUGGUGGACCAACUGGAGUUUUUAAAGGUGUUCUUUCAACUGCAAACAAUGGUGGCUUUACUAGUAUUCGGACAAGGAAUUUUUCUGUGCCAGAAGAUCUUUCUGCUUAUGAUGGAUUGGAGUUGCGUGUCAAAGGUGAUGGACGUCGGUAUAAACUGAUUGUCCGCACCAGCACAGACUGGGAUACUGUUGGUUAUACAGCCGGCUUUGACACUGCAAAAGGGGAAUGGCAGUCUGUUCGUGUGCCAUUUACCUCUCUGAGGCCAAUCUUUCGAGCUCGUACUGUUACAGAUGCCCCACCUUUUGACCCUACGAAUGUUGUUUCACUGCAGCUCAUGUUUAGCAAGUUUGAGUAUGAUGGGAAACUCAACCCAACUUUUGUUGAAGGUCCAUUUCAACUUCCACUGUCAAGUAUAAGAGCUUAUAUAAAAGAUCCUAUAACUCCCAGGUUUGUCCAUGUGAGUUCAGCUGGAGUUACAAGACCUGAGAGGCCUGGGCUUGAUCUCAGCAAACAACCUCCUGCUGUCCGAUUGAAUAAAGAAUUGGAUUUUAUUCUUACAUUCAAAUUGAAGGGAGAGGACUUAAUUCGGGAAAGUGGAAUUCCUUAUGCAAUAAUAAGACCUUGCGCGUUAACGGAGGAGCCUGCUGGUGCAGAUCUCAUUUUUGAUCAAGGAGAUAAUAUAACGGGUAAGGUAUCAAGGGAAGAAAUUGCUCGUAUUUGCAUUGCUGCUUUGGAAAGUCCAUAUGCAUGUGACAAAACAUUUGAGGUUAAAAGUGUGAUUCCAUUUAGUGAACCAUUCACUGUGGACCCUGAGAAUCCACCUCCAGAAAAAGACUACAAUAUUUAUUUCGAAAACCUGAAGGACGGCAUUACCGGGAAAGAACUCCUUGAGCAAACCCCUGCUCCAGUUUGAUCGUUGUCCACAGAAAAAUCUCCUUUCAGUUUGAAAUAUGUAUUAUAGUUCGAGGAAUCGAGCAUUCAUUUUUGGUACACCAAAUAUGGUAGGGGCUUUAGAACAAAAGGCUAAAUAUAAAAUCUUGUCUGUGACUUGUCUUUAACAUCUUUACAGGUUACUUUCUUUGUGUAUCCACAGAAACUGUCCACAGUGUUACAAGGUGGAGGUGCAUGGGAUUUUAUAUGCUGCACCUCAUCUGUAAAUCAGGUUGAUCAUGAUUUUGUUAAUUCUUGUGUCCCUUUGGUCUUCUACGAGUAAAUCUUGGAUGGAUUUUGUUUUGAUUUUUCAAUUGUAUAUGUUGUUCACACGUAUAUUUAAUUUAAUAGUUCUUUAGUUAUUGGAAGCAAACACUCUUAAGCGCAUAUAGAAGGAUGUUAGUAUUA